GUGGAAAGGAUUUGAACGGAGCAGGCUAGAGGGAAGCAAUAGGGCGGCGCGAUGUCGAACAAACUCAUCAGCCAGAUGGGUCUUCCCUCUUCCCUAGCGAACGUCUUCUCGGCUCGAAACAUCUUAACCGCCAAGGACGCCCUCUCACUGCCGGAGUUCGACCUGAUGGCGCUUCUGGACGUCGAUCGCGACCAGGUCAGGACCGCUGUCGCACGCAUAAGCGAAAUCGCCUGCCCUCCCUGCCGAACGGCUCUAUCGCUCAUGGAGGACCGCGCGCUGACCGGGGGCUACCUCCCUACGCGUCUUCUUGGGCUCGACCGCGCUCUUCGCGGCGGAAUUCCGUUUGGUGCUCUCACGGAGUUGGUCGGUCCAUCAGGAAUUGGCAAGACCCAGUUUUGCUUAAAGCUGGCUCUGUUGGCAGCCUUGCCAUCUAGCUAUGGAGGAUUAAAUGGCCGAGUAAUUUAUAUGGAUACUGAAUCUAAAUUUCAUUCUACCAGGUUGAUAGAAAUUGGUAGAAGUAGUUUUCCUCACAUAUUUAAUUCAGAGGGAAUGGCUCAAGAGAUGGCUGGAAGGAUCAUAGUUUUGCGACCUGCAUCAUUAGAUGAAUUGACUGAGAGUUUGCAACAGAUUCAGCUGAUUAUUCUCCAACAUGAUGUAAAGUUGUUGAUUGUUGAUAGCAUGGCUGCAAUUCUUGUGGGAGAGAAUGAAAGGAGCACAACUGGACAGAAGCAACAUUCAUGCCAUUUGCCACUUUCAUUUCUCAAGUCCCUUGCUGAAUUUUCACAAAUUCCUAUUGUGGUGACAAACCAGGUGCGGAGUCAGAAUAAUUAUGAAGUUGUUCACUAUCCAUUCCAAGGUAAUACGGAUAGGACAAGCUGCAUGCUUGAAAAGCUAGAGUCUCACUUAAUUGCUUCUUUAGGGAUCCAAUGGGCUCAUGCUGUAACCAUCCGUCUCAUAUUUGAGGCUCACUCUGGUCAGAGGUUUAUUAAGAUUUCAAAAUCUCCCACAUCCCCGGCAAUAGCAUUUCCGUUCCUUGUGAAGUCCUCUGGAAUUGCAUUGCUAAGUGAUGAAGGUCUAGAAGUUACAGGCUCGGAGAUGAGCACAAUACGAUGUGAAGGCCUAAACGUUCUUGUUGAGGGAGCUGAACCAUUCCCUCAUCUUGGAUGCUAAUCAAUGGUAUGUUUCUUUUGCACUUAGCAUCCAGAAUUUUUUGUUCUGCCAGGUUCGUUUGAAAGAUGCACUUGCUUGGUUCCCUGUGGUGGUUCUAUAUUUUGUGUUCUUAUGUUGUGUUGUUUGUUUAUUGGGAUUGACUCCCAAAAAUUCUUCAAAAUGGGCAUUUCUAAACAUAUAGCUAGCUUGUAUAAUGGAAUUGCUGCAUCAUGAGUAAGAAUAUGCUCUUCAUUUUGUCUUGAAAAUAUUUUGAAAGACA
Molecule: messenger RNA, 1429 nt
Organism: Zingiber officinale
Lineage: Eukaryota; Viridiplantae; Streptophyta; Magnoliopsida; Zingiberales; Zingiberaceae
Product: DNA repair protein RAD51 homolog 2-like
Exons: 12
Coding region: 52-1170 (372 amino acids)
Biological process (GO): double-strand break repair via homologous recombination
Cellular component (GO): replication fork; Rad51B-Rad51C-Rad51D-XRCC2 complex
Molecular function (GO): ATP-dependent DNA damage sensor activity; four-way junction DNA binding; single-stranded DNA binding
Source: RefSeq, a predicted model, not a curated record